Messenger RNA from Cherax quadricarinatus, 3539 nucleotides. NCBI's taxonomy places the organism in Eukaryota, Metazoa, Arthropoda, Malacostraca, Decapoda, Parastacidae. The record is from RefSeq and is a predicted model, not a curated record.
GUGGCAGCAGUAGUGGCAGCAACCAACGCCUCUGAGUACCUCGACUCAGAGGCCAUCAAGAAGACUGUACUGCCCAGGACAAAGGCAAUAUAUGAACAGAACCCAACAGAUGUGGCUCUCUGUCUCACUGUCCUGGGCUGCAUAGAGCGGAUACUUGACAAGUUGGAGCGAGCGGCCAUCAUCGAUGACGUCCUACCCAUCCUCAGCGAUGUCAAGCUUCAAGAUGCUGAUGUUACUGUCAAGGUUGUGAACAUCUACCGGUUGAUGCUGGGUGUGAAGAAGUUUGGACUAAGUGUUAACUUGCUGGCUACCCGCAUCUUGCCCUCACUGCUGCCUCUCACCAUCAGUCCUUCCCUUAAUCUCCUCCAGUUCAGCUUCCUCCUCCAGACUAUUCAUGAGAUGCUUGACCAUAUUGACAGACAACAGCGGAACAAGUUGAAAUUAGACAACCUGAGCUUGGCAAGCAGCCCGGGUGAGAAGAGACUUUUGCGUCACCAACUUAGCUCUGAUAACAUGUCCCUCUCGCCCUUCUCUCCUGUGCCCAAUGUUAAGAUCCAUGACACUCGCAUGUCCUCCAGUGCUGAGGACUUCCUCUCCCGCAGAGGGUCGUCAGGUAUAAGCUACAUGGGAUACUCAUUCUCAGGUCCCUCGUCACCGGACUCUCACUUACUUCGCGUUCAGUCAGCAACCAUUGGACGUCGGUUAUCGGAUAAUGAAUUAAUGAUGCCCCCAAAGAUACGCAUAGGCUAUAAUUCCUCGGCCUCUUCUCCUGGCGAGACAUCCACAGGUUCUCUGCCAAUAAGGAGACACUCUAGCAUUGGUCCAGAACGACGAGGGUCCACUUGCAUGAAUCUCUCUCCUCCAACUCUGUCGCGCACCUUGGUAAGUGGGGGACCUACGUGUGGAGGGUCCCUGUACUCCUCCCGACGACACAACCCCUCCCCGCCUCUCUGCCUCAGUCCUCAGAACUCUUCCAUUGCCAAUGCCAGCAAGAGUGUCCCAAUGCUUCUGACACCUUCGCCAGUCUCCAACCUUGGUUCUCGGAGGCAAUCGACAUGUUCCAUUGCCUCUCUCAGUGGUAUAGAGUCCCGGCGAUCCUCCACUGUUUCUAUUGGCAAUCCCUUGGGGUCAACUUACAAGUCACACCGUCGCCCUUCAGCUCUAAUCUCCAACUCCUCAAGCGGUAACCUUCUGCAGCAGUUGUCUGCCGGCGUGGUGAGUACAGUGAGUAUACCACCAUACACACCUUCGUCAGCAGUGUUUUAGGGUGUUAGAUGUCCGUUGGUCAGUUAUAGCACACAGCUAGCCAGAGCAACUAGGUGAUAGUGCACUACAAUUGUAGAGUUCCAGACUCAUUAGUGAGUGGCCCACUUGGUUGUAAGACUUUGCACAUGUCUAAAUGUUCCAGCUUCUUUGGUUAAUAGUUAACCUGAUAUGAACAAGUGAAUAUAGUGUACAUAAUAUGUCUGUUCAACACUAGUUAAAUGGCCACCUUGCGUACAGUUUGGGAAAAAAUCCUCCCUGGAUAUUUCCAUUACACUAAAUGUAAGUUUAAACACCACUACAAUUUUCUCUAUUUCAGUAGCCUUUGUGGUUAAGGCUAAUUUAGUAAUUAUUUUGCCAAACUUAUUAUUUAGUUGCUCACCUAGAUGCAAAUUAUUGCACAGUAGAGAUACAGUACCACUGUGCACGCUGAGUCACUGGUAUGAAACAGCUUGUGAGAACUAUACCUCCUAUACUAGGAAUAUAAAUUGUAUAGCUAAAACAAUUAACUGUAAAAUCUCUGAUCUGGUACAUAUCAGUAGAUGUAGACUGAUGUUGUUUUAGUUUUUGGCUUCUCUGACUUAAGGAUUGCUUGCUUGUCAACUGCCUCAGACUGCAGGAUCUCUCUUGCUACUAAUCCCAGGACAUUAGCUCUUAUUAAAACAAUACUUGCCUUCUACUCUUACUCUAAACAGUGGUUCUCAAACUUUUCUAAUUUUCCCCCAAUCAAAAACUGAAAAUCAUGUUCAUCUCAUGAUUCAAAUGUUAUGGGUAUCUAUUUAACACUGCAGUAAAAUGAUGGAAAUUUUCAGAAUAAUUUUGGAGGACUUUCUAGAAUAUUGUAAAAUAUGCAUUUUUUUUUCAUUAUUUUUGUUUUUAAUUUUGAUAUGUUUUUUACAUUUCUUGCUAUUAUUGAAAAUUUGCAUUUUUUUCAUUUUGGAGGUACUAUGGUUUAUCUGCCACCUAUCAGACAGCCUUUAACACCCAAUUUUGGGUAGUGACCCUAGGUUUGGGAACCCCUGCUUUAGACACUAAUAGCAUUAAAACACUUGGCUUCUACUGUUAUUCUGAAAAAUACAAAUAAUUAAAGCACUUGGCUUCUACUGUUCCUCUAGACAGACACAUCAUAAUUUGAUAAAUUGCAGAGGAAUUAACUCUGUGGUAAAACUAAAACAUGCUAGUUAUUUAACAUCAGAGACAAAAUAUAUACUAGUUAGAUUAUUGGAACAAUAUUGUACACAGUGUGGCUAACUUGUCAGUUUCCCCUAUAUACUGCAAUUCUAGUUCUUUACUAGUGAAUUAAUUAAACACUUAUUGGCUGACGAAGGUCACUACCCUUAAGCAAAUUGUUUCCUAUAGUUUGUUGUUAGUUUAUUUUAUACACUAUUAAGAAUAAAUUUUCUUUAACAAAUUUAUCUAAAAGCAUUUUAACCAAUAAAUAGUUUUAUAACAGUUUAAUUUUCAGUAAUAUAUAAUUUUCUAUAAAAAAAUCUUUUAAAUACUGUACUAAACUUACCUGACCCUUAUUUUAAUGAGCUUAUAUACAGAGCUAGUCAUAAUACAAACAAAUAAUAUACAGUGUAUGCAUGUGUGUAUAUAUGCAUUUCUUUUUUUUAGGGGGUUUCCUUUUUUUAGGAGGUUACCCUACUUUAAAUAAAAAACAAAAAGAGUAAUAACAGUGAACUAAUCAUUAAUGGACUAAAACGAAGGGUACGGUAUUUCCAAACAAUGAUAUCGAUUUUUCAUGAUCAUCCAGUUGUUUUCUGAAUUAGUGGACUUGAUCCACUGAUGCGGAAGGCAACUGUACACCAAGAAUACAGGUAUUGAACCGGUAGUAUACUACAGUUAUGGUACUGUGCUGUAUAGUAAUUUUAUAGUACUGUAUGUAAUUUAUGGUAAUUUUUACUUACCUUUAAUGGUGGAGAGAUGAGGUGUCAAUUGCCAUGAUUGAUAGCAGUGACUUUGAAUAAAUUUGAUUCCAAGUCAGAGGAGCUGUAAUGCUUCACCAGCAUCUUCACUAAGCUUAGAGCAUAGUAUCGAAGUUUGUCCUCUUGGGAAACAGAGGCUGCAGACCUCAUUCAAAGAGAAGAACCUGGGAAUAAACAUAGUGCCUAGCAUAUCACCAGAGGCUCACAUCAACUGAAUAACCUCUUCAGCCAAUGCUCACCUGGCAAAUCUGCGAGUGGCUUUCAGGAAUUUCAACUGUCAUUCCAGGUGCUUUAUACAACAUAUGUCAGGCCCAUCUUGGAGUAUGCAGCACUAGUAUGAAACCCACA